AUUCAUGAAGCAGCAGGGAGACGGCGGGUGGGGCGCGGGUAAAUAAAAGCUGAGCAAGCUGAAACUGCAGCACAGGAAGAGGAACUUUCCGCGCAGUGCCUCGCCGGGACGCAGCCCGCUGCUUAUCGCGGCCGCGCCGGCUGGCCGGAGAGACGAUAACCCUGCCCUGCUGCCUGCACGCUGGAUGCGAGGAGCAGGAGAGCUGUCUGUGCAGCUACAAGAUGAAGCCUCCAUCUGGGCAAAGCAUAAGGUUGGCAUGCCUUCUCCUGAAUUUGGCUUCUCUCUGCCUUCCAACCCCGCUCAGGGAGAACCGAGACUCCCUGAUGGAAGAGGAGAAAGCCCACCAGACAGGUGGCAAUUUGGUGCUGAGCAAACAGGAGCAGCAGCUCAGCACAAAGCUUGUCAGCCUCAAGAAGAAGGAGGUUGCAGCAGCCAUGAAUGUGGGGCAGUUCCCACCAAGUAUGCACUUCUUUCGGGCAAAAAGCCUCAUUGACCAGAGCACGGUGUUCAGCAUCUUGAAGCACAUGCCAAAAGGUGCUGUCUUACACCUGCACGACUAUGCCAUGCUGAGUGUGGACUGGCUGGUGUACAAUGCCACCUACCUCCCGGACUGCUACGUGUGCUUCACCCGCACGGGCACUGUUCGCUUUCGGUUUUCCAGGCCUCACCCUCCUCAUCCAGUGCCAGCCCAGUGCUCCGAGUGGGUUUUGCUAGAGACUUACCGAAAACAGCUGCACAACGUGACUGAGUUUGAUAACAGCUUGAUGAGGAACUUGACUCUGGUGACGGAUGCCCCUGAGCUGGCCUACCCUUCCCAGACUUUCAUCUGGAAAAGGUUUGAAGAAGUCUUUCUCAUUGCCUCUGGACUUAUCUGCUAUGCACCUGUGUUCAAGGCCUACUUCUACCAGGGGCUGCUGGAGCUCUAUGAGGAUAACGUACAGUAUGCUGAGAUAAGAGCUAUCCUGCCUCCGGUGUACGAACUGGAUGGCACUCGGCACAAUAAGUCUUGGUCGGUGGCGACAUAUCGGGAGGUGACGCGGCGCUUUGUGGAGGAGCACCCCGACUUUCUCGGAGCAAAGAUCAUAUUCACAGUGCACAGGAUGCUGAAUGUUUCCCAGAUUAAAGAAGCCAUCGUCACUGCCAUGGCACUCAGAGCCCGCUUCCCAGACACCCUGGCAGGCUUCGACCUGGUUGGCAAUGAGGAUGAAGGUCAUUCUUUGUGGGAGCUGAAGGAUGCUCUGACCAUCCCAUCUUCCUUGGGGGUCAAACUGCCAUACUUUUUCCAUGCUGGAGAGACCGACUGGCAGGGCACCUCUGUAGACAAAAAUGUGCUGGAUGCUCUGCUGCUGAAUACCAGUCGGAUUGGACAUGGACUUGCCCUCAUUAAACACCCAAUAGCCAAAAAAUUGUCUCUGAAGAGGGAUGUUCCUGUAGAAGUCUGUCCCAUCUCCAACCAGGUCCUGCUGUUGGUAUCUGACCUGAGGAGCCACCCCGCAGCCAGCCUCAUGGCUGAAGGGCACCCCAUUGUGAUUAGCCCCGAUGAUCCCUCUGUCUUUGGGGCCAAGGGCAUCUCUUAUGACUUCUAUGAGGUAUUCAUGGGCAUUGGAGGGAUGGAUGCCGACUUGAGGACCUUAAAACAACUUGCACUCAACUCCAUAAAAUACAGUGCCAUGCUACCGGAUGAGAAAGCCAAGGCCAAAGAGGUCUGGCAGAAAAAAUGGGACCAAUUUGUGGCUGACCUCUCUGAUAGCUUUUUGAGGGAGCUUUAGAAGGGAAGAGACCCAUCUCAGAAGGCAUUUGGCAAGCCAGAGUGAGCCAGGCUUAUUGCUGAGAGGGAGCCUGCUUCUUCCAUGUGACUUGAGCAGACGAACAAACCCCUAAGUCUCAUCUGGCCAUGGGUUACUCAGGUAAGCUAGGCAUGAGCUGCAUUACCCUGUGAAAGUCUAGGACUGGAGGUGAAAUGAAGCAGAGAGCCUUUGUAACAACAACAGCAGAAUACGCUGCUCAAAAUAGUCAAAAAGAUUAAAAAUUGCCAAUGACCAAAUCCUGACAUCGUUAUUCAGGAAAAACAUGCCUUCUAAUUAGACUUAGUGGGAGAUUGCCAACAUGAGGAUCUCUGAAUUUCGCCUUAUCAUUACAAAGCGCAGACCUUGUCCGGAAACAGCUAAGACAAACAUCCAGCCAUUUGGGCCACUGACCUUCAGGAAAGCAAGGACUGAAAAUGACUCUUGUUAUGUUUAACCCUGGGCCUGCUGCCAAAAUAGCACUGCUGGGUCGAAGAACCAGUCAUAGGUCUGAUGUCUGCUAUUUCAGGACUUACUAUGGCUGGAAACAGGCAGAUGGACCCGUACAAAUGUUCCCAGAUUGUCUAAGCUUGGUCAUACAGAGAUCACAAAGCCAAAAAGAGGUGCCUCAUUUGA
Cygnus olor (mute swan) is the source of this 2420-nucleotide messenger RNA. RefSeq names its product adenosine deaminase 2 (gene ADA2). Gene Ontology annotation, molecular function: adenosine deaminase activity. The record is from RefSeq and is a predicted model, not a curated record. Gene Ontology annotation, biological process: inosine biosynthetic process; adenosine catabolic process. NCBI's taxonomy places the organism in Eukaryota, Metazoa, Chordata, Aves, Anseriformes, Anatidae. The coding region runs from base 222 to 1769 and encodes 515 amino acids. The transcript is spliced from 10 exons.